CUUUUUUAUAUUAGUUUAAGAGUUUUCUUUUUUCUACAAAGUUGUAUCCCUAUAUAAGGGUUUCAUAUGAUUUAAAGAAUUGAUAAAGAGAGGGGAUGGAGGAAAAGAAGAGCAAAGUGAUACUACAUGGGAUGUGGGCAAGCACAUACUCCAAGAGGGUCGAGAUCGCCCUUAAACUCAAGGGUAUAUCCUACGAGUACGUUGAAGAAGAUCUAAAGAACAAGACAGAGUCUCUGAUUCAACUCAACCCUGUUCUCAAGAAGAUUCCUCUUCUUGUCCAUGAUGGUAAGCCAGUGGCUGAUACACAAGUGAUUCUUGACUACAUCGAUGAAACGUGGAAGAACUCUCCUCGUUUCUACCCGGAGGAUCCUUAUGAAAGGGCCCAGGUUCGGUUCUGGGUCAGCUACAUAAACCAGCAGGUGUUUGAGGUCAUGGGUCGAGUGAUGCUGCAAGAGGGUGAAGCUCAAGCAAAGUCUGUGGAAGAGGCUAGAGAGAGAUUCAGAGUUCUUGAAGAGGGACUCAAGAAACACUUCCCCAAUAAAACCAUCAGAGGGAAUGAUGAUGUAGGGCUUUUGGACAUCAUUAUCAUCGCUAGUUUUGGAGUCUACAAAGCUGUUCAUGAAGCAAUAGGUGUAGAGAUAAUCGAUCCAGUGAACACUCCAACUUUAUACAACUGGAUAGAGCAGCUGCAACAGCUGCCUGUGAUCAAAGAAGUCGAAGUGCCACAUGAUAGGUUGGUGACCUUUCUCCAGAAGUGUAGACAAGAGCAUCUCCAGCAGGCUGCAAACGCCUAA
This is a messenger RNA of Brassica oleracea var. oleracea, 794 nucleotides long. RefSeq names its product glutathione S-transferase U10. Gene Ontology annotation, biological process: glutathione metabolic process. The transcript is spliced from 2 exons. Gene Ontology annotation, cellular component: cytoplasm. The coding region runs from base 96 to 794 and encodes 232 amino acids. The record is from RefSeq and is a predicted model, not a curated record. Gene Ontology annotation, molecular function: glutathione transferase activity. Lineage: Eukaryota; Viridiplantae; Streptophyta; Magnoliopsida; Brassicales; Brassicaceae.